CAAGGCUAGCCGAAGAUCAAUGGAAGGAGGUGUUCUCACAGCCAAAAGGCUGGAAGGGAAAGUGGCGGUGAUAACCGGCGGAGCCAGUGGAAUUGGAGAGAGCACAGCAAGGCUGUUCAUCCAUCACGGUGCUAAGGUCAUUAUAGCCGAUGUCCAAGAUGAUUUAGGCAACUCCCUCUGUCAAGAACUGGGCUCCAAUGAUCAAACCAUAAUCACCUUCGUCCAUUGCGAUGUGACCAAAGAAGACGAUGUCCGUAAUGCCGUCGACACGGCAGUCUCUAAGUAUGGAAAGCUCGACAUCAUGUUUAACAACGCCGGCAUCGUUGGCAACCUCAGCGGAUCAAUCUUAGAGGCCAACAACGAAGACUUCAAAAGAGUAUUGGAUGUGAACGUCAUUGGUGGACUCUUGGGAGCCAAGCACGCAGCGAGGGUGAUGAUCCCAUCCAAGAAGGGUACCAUACUCUUCACUUGCAGUGCAGUUUCUGUCUUGGUUGUAGGUGAUGCAUUACAUGCUUAUGUCGCAUCUAAGCACGCUGUGGUGGGAUUAACCAAGAGCUUAUGUGUGGAGUUGGGACAGUUUGGGAUCAGAGUGAAUUGCAUCUCUCCCUAUGGAGUUUUAACCCCAAUGUUAAGGAAAGGGUUUGAGACGAUGGAUGACACCAUGAUUGAAGGGAUUCUAUCACAAGCUUCCAACUUGAAAGGGGUGAAUCUUAAGGCAGAGGACAUAGCUCAGGCUGCUCUGUUCUUAGCUAGCGACGACUCUAAGUAUGUAAGUGGUCUUAAUCUUGUUGUGGAUGGGGGUUUCACUACCACUAAUCCAGCUCUCUUAAAUGCUGUCGUCACUGCCACGAAUCUCCCUAUGCCUCCUCAGUAAAGAUUUGAUCUUGUU
Molecule: messenger RNA, 889 nt
Organism: Telopea speciosissima
Lineage: Eukaryota; Viridiplantae; Streptophyta; Magnoliopsida; Proteales; Proteaceae
Product: secoisolariciresinol dehydrogenase-like
Exons: 2
Coding region: 20-874 (284 amino acids)
Molecular function (GO): oxidoreductase activity, acting on the CH-OH group of donors, NAD or NADP as acceptor
Source: RefSeq, a predicted model, not a curated record